GCAAUGGUUUCUGGGAAAUGUCGUUUCAGGCAGGACACAAAGAAAUCCACUGUUGUGUUUAUUGAUGCGGUGGUGGUCGUUGGAUGGAGUAACUCUACAAAGAGCAACCGAUACAGAAACGACUCUUUAUUUUCUGUAUGAAAAAUAGCUUCAAUAUCGCUCUAGACAGUGUGAACCGGGGUAGACGAGUUGUGUUUGGUCCCCCGUACGGACGAGGGCAGCAGAAGACUGACUUUACCCCGCGGACGGUCAAACACGAGGAGCGAGCGAGGAGAGAAAGAACUGGAGACGCGGCGCGCACUCACGAACGCGCACUGACAUUAAAUCCGCUAGAUUAUUAAACCCGUCCCACACUAAAGAAAAGAUGACUGUUUUUACUGAUUUACCUUAUGUUUAUGUACGGACAAGCUGUAACCAUCUUCACCCUCAUGGAAACUAAGGAACUAUCCUGUGGAAUACAACUCUUUGAAGGACACAUCUUUUGCCUCUUGGUUGAAGAGGAGCCCCACAGGGUUGUCGGGCCAGGAGUUGGAACAACAACGAGCUUUCCGGACUACUUUGCAUUAAAUUUAAGUCUCUGGGGCGAGUUUUAGACGCAAGAAGACGGCUACGAUAGUUUUAGUAAUUAUUUAGGGGUUUACAGUGACCCAUGAUGUGCGAAAGUGCUAAUAUCUGGUCAUUCAGUGUCAAAGGCUAAGCUAGGUUGUGAUCCUAACUAUUAUGAGGGCAGCUCUGUGUUUACUUGGCAGAUAUUAAUAACUUAUGAGACACAUGUUACUCCGAAGACUUGUGCUAAAGUUAAGAAACUGAAACAGAGCUUUUCAUUUGAAAGUUGAAUCCCAAUAGUAACUUUAUGAUUGAAUGAAGCAGGAUUCAGGAUGUCAUUUUUCAAUUUUCGCAAAAUAUUUAAAUUGGGAGCCGAAAAGAAGAAGAAACAGUAUGAACACGUGCGCAGGGAUGAAAACCCAGAGGAAAUAUGGGACAUAAUCGGUGAAUUGGGAGAUGGAGCCUUUGGAAAAGUGUUCAAGGCUCAAAACAAACAGACAGGCAUCCUCGCUGCAGCCAAAGUUAUUGACACAAAGACAGAGGAGGAGUUGGAGGACUACAUGGUGGAGAUUGACAUCCUGGCCUCCUGCGACCACCAGAACAUUGUCAAAUUGCUCGACGCUUUCUAUUUUGAGGGCAAACUCUGGAUCCUCAUCGAGUUCUGUGCAGGAGGGGCUGUGGACGCAGUCAUGCUAGAACUGGAGAGACCCCUGACAGAGCCUCAGAUCAGGGUGGUGUGUAAGCAGACUCUGCUGGCCCUCGUCUACCUCCACGAUAACAACAUCAUCCACAGAGACUUGAAGGCCGGAAACAUUCUUCUAACGCUGAACGGUGACGUCAAGCUGGCUGACUUCGGUGUGUCUGCCAAAAACACCAAAACACUGCAGAGGAGAGAUUCUUUUAUUGGAACACCCUACUGGAUGGCUCCAGAGGUGGUGAUGUGCGAGACGUCAAAGGACCGCCCAUACGACUACAAGGCUGAUAUCUGGUCCCUCGGGGUCACCUUGAUCGAGUUGGCACAGAUUGAGCCACCCAAUCACGAGAUGAACCCCAUGAGGGUUUUGCUGAAAAUAGCGAAAGCAGACCCUCCCACCCUGAUGCAGCCGUCACGCUGGUCCCCAGAAUUCAGUGAUUUCUUGAGGCGGUGUCUUGACAAGCAUGUUGACAACAGAUGGAAUCCUAGACAGUUGCUACAGCAUUCGUUUGUAUCCAGUGUUUCAGACAGCAGGCCACUGAGAGAGCUCAUAGCUGAGGCCAAGGCUGAAGUCACAGAGGAGAUCGAAGAGCACAAAGAGGAAGAAGAGGAGGAAGACACAGAAGCACAUCGGGGUCACAAACGAGCCCCCUCUGAUGUCAGCGUUGCCAGCUCAGAGGACGAAAAGGUCCCCCUCUCUCCCUCCAUUCUGGAUUCAGUCCCUGAGAAGGCUGAGCCAAUUCUGCCGGUGCCCACGCCCACCUCGCUCCCUGUGGCCAACCAUGUGCUGGACACCAGCUUUGUGGAGGAGCCUGCUGCCCCUGCAGCCGGGAAAAACACUCCAGUUGAGGAUAGAAAGGAGGAACACAAAGCAGAAGCAGGAGUGGACGAUGCCUCCCCAGAAGCAGAGGUUGAAACAUGCGUACCUGCUGAGGAUAUGCAGAACCUGGAGAUAGCUGUUGAGGAUGAAAAGGAGGUUGACACAGCUGAGGUUCCCACCAGUCCACAGAGGACCACAGAGGCCACUCAGCCUCCACAGGAGGAAACGAUGGAUGUUGCAGCAGAGGAGGAGGACCCUUACAAAAAUCUAAAGAUGACAGUGACACUACCAGGACAGGAUAAAGCUGUCCUCAAAAAGGAAAAUGAGGGGGAGAAGACAAUCGUAGACAAAGUGAAGGAUGACAGAGAGAAAGACUCAGACUCAGGGAGCGGCUCUGUUGCAGAUAACAGCAGUGUGGACCUCAAUCUUUCCAUCUCAAGCUUUCUGUCCAAAACUAAAGAGCCUGGAUCUGUUUCCAUACAGGACACCCGGCGCCAGAAGAAGACGCUAAAGAAGACUCGUAAAUUCAUGGUGGACGGAGUGGAAGUUAGCGUGACGACAUCAAAGAUCAUCACUGACAACGACACCAAGAACGAGGAGAUGAGAUUCCUGAGGCGCCAGGAGCUGAGAGAGCUGCGUCUCCUGCAGAAGGAGGAGCAGAGGGCUCAGCAGCAGCUCAGCAACAAGCUGCAGCAGCAGAAAGAGCAGAUCUACAGGCGAUUCGAACAGGAGACCACUAGUAAGAAACGUCAGUAUGAUCAGGAGGUGGAGAACCUGGAGCGUCAGCAGAAGCAGACCAUUGAGAGACUGGAGCAGGAGCACACCAACCGGCUCAGGGACGAGGCCAAACGCAUCAAAGCUGAGCAGGACAAAGAGCUCUCCAAGUACCAGAACAUGCUCAAGAACCGCAAGAAAGAGGAGCAGGAGUUUCUUCAGAAACAACAGCAGGACCUCGACAGCGCCCUAAAGAAGAUCAUCCAGCAGCACAAACAUGAGCUUGCCACCAUCGAGAGGGACUGCCUCAACCACAAGCAGCAACUGCUUCGAGCACGAGAAGCUGCCAUGUGGGAGCUGGAAGAGCGCCAUCUGCAGGAGAAACACCAAUUGUUCAAACAGCAGCUCAAAGACCAGUACUUCAUGCAGAGACACCAGCUUCUGAAGAGACAUGAAAAGGAGAUGGAGCAGAUGCAGCGUUAUAACCAGCGUCUGAUCGAGGAGCUGAAGAACAAGCAGACACAAGAAAGAACCAGACUGCCCAAGAUCCAACGCAGUGAGGCCAAGACCCGCAUGGCCAUGUUCAAGAAGAGCCUUCGCAUCACCGGAGCGACCAUCAGCCUGGAGCAGGAGAGAGAAAGGGUUAAACAGUUCGCAGCCCAGGAAGAGAAGAGACAGAAGAACGAGAGGCUCCAUCAGCAGCAGAAACAUGAAAAUCAGAUGAGAGACCUGCAGCUGCAGUGUGACGUCAACGUCCGAGAGCUCCAGCAGCUGCAGAACGAGAAGUGUCACCUUCUGAUUGAGCAUGAGACCCAGAAGCUGAAGGAGUUGGACGAGGAGCACAGUCUGGAGCUGAAGGAGUGGAGGGAGAAACUACGACCCAGGAAGAAGGCCCUGGAGGAAGAGUUUGCCAGGAAGCUGCAGGAGCAGGAAGUUUUCUUCAAGAUGAGCGGAGAGUCGGAGUGCCUUAACCCCUCCACACAGAGCCGCAUCUCCAAGUUCUACCCCAUACCCAGCGUCCACUCCUCCGGUUUCUAGAAGAAACCCACCCACACAUACAUAGACACACACACACACACACACACACACACACACACACACACACACACACACACACACACACACAAAGUCUACAUGCAUACACCAAGCCACUUGGACAUGUGUACACACACCGACAGUAAGAACCGAGCCUGUGCUGCCUUGCCCUCAUCCUCUGGGGAGUGUGUAGAAAGCAUCGACUUUAGUCCUCUGUCUGCAGCUCUCUUUAUUCUGCUCUUUUUAACCUAUCAUAUCGUAUUUUUAUUGCCGUCAUUUGAAGGACAAUGGAGUAGGAUAUUUGCAGGUUCAGUGUUUCAGUCAUAACCUUAAAACUGUCCAAGCUCCUUUUAUUGAUUGAAGUGUUUUAUAAAGAAUCCAGUGCCUGUAGGAUUUGAUGUUUUUGGCUUUGCAGUCUAAGCAAUUUAUGAUUAUUUGCUGCUCAAUUUUUUCCUCUUACUUAGAUGUUUGCACUAAUGAAAAAAAAACAUUUUUAUACCACUAAAACAUGAUGUCGCAGAUUUAAUUUGAAUACAAGGGCAAACAUAUCAUUUAGAACUAACGCUAAAAUAGAAUGUAUUUCUGAUGGAGACAUUUUAACAACACUGAUGUUUGUAGAACAAAAUGAUACAGUAUAUUUUUUAUCAAGUACUACUCUGCGUUAGAGCGUUUAUUACCGGUCCGAUACAUGAUUUCAAAACAAGCUUUAGGAACUUCCUCCUUCAGAAAUGAUGCUGUUUUUCAGGGUUUCUCUACAGAAUGCCUUCCUGUCUCAAGCACAACACUUUAUUUUACUAUGAAGCUACAAGCAGAGGUGGAAAGCAUUGUUGAAGUCAAUAGAGGAGGUGUAGAAAAGGUGUUUACAUACAGAGAUAAAGGAUCACUGUUAACUAGACACUAAGGAAAUCACUGUGGUGGCAGGAACAAAGACUGUGGACAAGCAUUUAUGUACCUGUUGGUCUGGUUUUUAAUGUUGUAGGUAGGACCCAUUGACUGCAUAUUAAUAUGGACCUCCAUCUCCCCCUGUUGUAAGAAGUGAAGCCAAAAUAACAUUGUGGCUAAGGAAUGUGCAAAAGUGAUCUGGCUGUUGGAGCUGCUAGACUGACUUCACUGCUGACCAACACACCUUCAACUUCCUAAUCAAAUGGCAACAGUCUACAGCAGAACCGAUUCUUGUGUCCUUCUGAAGCAGAUACUCACGGUUAUGGGCAUUUUGAUCACUCUUGACCUAGCAAGAGGCAAAGAGGCAGAGUUGAAGUGGACCUUUAGCCUCCUGAGUAACAACUAUAACUCACCCACCUGCCAGUCAAGCAAUUAAGCAAAACCGUAAACAUAAUUUGUCCAAAACGAAUGAGCUAAAAAAAUGAAUCCCCUCCCCCGACACUGUGUAGAAAUAGAGAAUAGGUACUACUCAGACCCAAAGCUCUUUUUGUACCAGAAGGAUUUUAACAUGGUGUUAGUGGGGUCCACAAAGCUUUCGGAGCCAGCCUCAAGUGGACACUUGAGACACUGCAGUUUUUAGCACUUUGGCAUUGGCUUCAUUGUUCAGCACUAAAGGUUGCCACUUAAGUUUGACCCAUGUUCCAUUAGUUAGAAUGAGGAGGGGGCGCUUUAUGACCUGUACUGCAGACAGCCACCAGGAGGAGCUCCAAAAGUCUUGGCUUCACUUCGGGGAGCUGUUGUGCUGUCCAUCUUUCUACACAGCCUAUGGUAUGACCAAUGUAUUAUUAUCAAGAAAAAGUGUCAUGUAUUCAUAGGAGCGUUAUUCAGGGAUGAAUAAAGAAUGCAAUGUUUCAAUGUGUCCAUAAAUUGUAGAGGGUUAUCAAGCAUAGAUACGCUUGAGUAUUUCUGUAUAAAGUUAUCUGUAACACAUUCAUCUCUUUAAUAUUCUAUUCAUUUUAACUACCAGUAAUAGUUUACAUGCUAAAUGUGUGGCAGCGGUUCAUUUUCUGUUAGGUUUAAACCCCUAAACCACAGGGUGGCAGUGUUGUACUCUGUUUCCAGGUUUUUGAAUUGUCCACUAAAAUCUGACUGAGCACAAAGCUGAAGAAAACACAGAAAACACAGGCAGAGCUGUGAAGGACUCAAUGUACUGUUAUGCUUACAGUAUUGCAAUAUAUUGAAUCAUGACCCCUUUAUUGGUAUGAAUUGCAUGAACAGAUUCUAUCAGGCACACAGCUUUAAUUAAAAGCGGGAACUGUAUGAAAAAAGACUUUAGAGGCCUAAGUGUCAAAACUCUGCGCAAUUUGAAACUACACGUAUUUAAGUUAAAUCAAACAAAAUUAACUACAUUAAAAAUAUAUAUUUUUCAGCUGUGAUCUUUGUUAAGGUAUUUUGCUACAAGGUGUAUCAUGUCUAGGUCUGCUUUUUCUUAUUUUUAAUGAAAUGAUAAUACUGUUUUUACUGUCAUGCUAGCUUAUAGCCUUAAUACUUCAGAAAAGCUGUAUGGAUAUACUGUAUACUUGUUAUGACUGCCUUUAAAGACUUUAGUCAGACUAAAGGGUUAAUGCCAGCUCAUAAACUCAAUGUUCUGUUUAAUUACUGUUGCAGAAAUAUUGUAUCUGUAUGUCAACUGUUUAUGUACUGUUAUAUAAGAAGUGGACGUAGCCAUUGGUGGAGAAGCAGUUUGGGACCUUAAAUUUGGCAUAAAAAAACCUCUCA
Molecule: messenger RNA, 6470 nt
Organism: Notolabrus celidotus (New Zealand spotty)
Lineage: Eukaryota; Metazoa; Chordata; Actinopteri; Labriformes; Labridae
Gene: slkb
Product: STE20-like kinase b
Exons: 18
Coding region: 879-3812 (977 amino acids)
Biological process (GO): protein phosphorylation
Molecular function (GO): protein serine/threonine kinase activity; protein binding; ATP binding
Source: RefSeq, a predicted model, not a curated record